This is a messenger RNA of Entrophospora candida, 338 nucleotides long. NCBI's taxonomy places the organism in Eukaryota, Fungi, Glomeromycota, Glomeromycetes, Entrophosporales, Entrophosporaceae. The record is from the annotation of a GenBank genome assembly.
GCAGAGUAGUUGGUUUAAAAAGUGCUAAGACUGCUACUGUGGAAUUAGUCUUUACUAAAUUGCAUCCUAAGUAUCACAAACCAAUUAGACAAAAAAAAAAUUUCCCAGUUCACAAUGAGAGUUUUGAUUUGAAAAUAGAUGAUAAAGUAGAAAUCAAAAAUAGUGGCCAAAAGUACUCUAAAACUAAAAGAGGAUUUAAUCAUCGCUAUAGUCGAAUUGGUGAUUUAGUAAUAGCUACCAUGAAAAAAGCCAAGCCUAAUUCUGAUAUUAAAAAAGAAAGUAAGGAACCAAUCGGUACAAGAAUUUUUGUUCCUUUAUUAACUGAGUUUGAUGAGUGA